GUGUUUUACCGCCGCAGUGAAAAAUCGAGGGAUGUCCCAAACCUAGCCUUACCCAUCAUCUCCUUCCCCCUUGUUAGCUUCCUCCUCUCUCUGUCUCUGCUUGGGGCAGACGCUCUGAGAACACAAUCCGCCAACCAAACCGCCGAUCGCAUUCCCGCUUUCCCUUCCUCCCAUGGCGGAAGCUCAAAGCGGCACUGUCCCAUCCCUCGCCGAGCAAUAUGCAUUGAAGGAGAAAGAGGAGAAAUUGGAAGUGGUUACAAAACCUGCCGAUGUAAAAGAGCCUGAGAACCCUGUGAAAGCUGCUUCGGAAGAAGUGGCUGACACUCCUGCUGAGGUCCCACCUACUGAAGUCAACCCUCCUGCCACCGAAGAAAGCAGUGAUGCUGCUGCUGACAAAUCUCCUGUUGAGAAGGUCGAAGAGGCUUCAGCUGCUGCGGGUGAUGCCGACGAGACUACUGAAGCGAGCAAGGAGGGAAACGCAGGUGAUGCAGAGGCUGCUGAAGAACCAGAGAUAAAGCUUGAAACUGCGCCAGCAGAUUUUCGCUUCCCUACCACCAACCAAACAAGACACUGCUUCACUCGAUACAUUGAGUACCAUCGUUGUGUUGCUGCCAAGGGAGAAGGUGCUCCUGAAUGCGAUAAGUUUGCAAAGUACUACCGUUCUCUCUGCCCCGGUGAAUGGAUUGAUAAGUGGAAUGAGCAGAGGGAGAGUGGCACUUUUCCUGGUCCGCUGUAAACAGACCUAUGUUUUGGAAGAUAUUUCUUCUCUUGAAGGUUACGACAUGAUGCAGCGGAUGAUUUCUUGAAUGAGAGAGUAACUCUCCAGGAUUGUUAUGUCUUAAGAAAUGAGCUAAUAAAACGAUUUUCGCUUUCCUGUCUGUAAGAAGAGAACUAGCUAGUUUUCUAGCAGAUCGGAAUACACAAAUUUUUUGCCACCCAUACAAGGAUAUACUGCUUAUCGACUGUCUCCAAGAUAACCUCUUACAGUAUGUGCUUUCCUAUCAAUGAUUUUGUGCUGACUUUUAUUUGC
Messenger RNA from Punica granatum (pomegranate), 1030 nucleotides. NCBI's taxonomy places the organism in Eukaryota, Viridiplantae, Streptophyta, Magnoliopsida, Myrtales, Lythraceae. The record is from RefSeq and is a predicted model, not a curated record.